CGCUUUAAAUAUACCAGUACAAUAAUAGAAUAGUAGCUGAAGAGAAACACAGAGACGACAAAGAUGGGGCGUGAUGGGUAUCUUCCAUUGUUUGAAACAAGGAGAGCUAAGGGUAGAGUCCUCUAUAGGCUCUUUAUGAUCUCUGUGUUUGUGGGCAUAUGCUUGAUUUGGAUUUAUAGAGUGAGUCAUAUACCAAGAAAAGGUGAGGAUGGGAGAUGGGGUUGGAUUGGUUUGCUUGGGGCUGAGUUCUGGUUUGGACUUUACUGGGUCCUGACUCAAGCCCACCGGUGGAACCAAGUCUAUAGGUGCACCUUCAAGGACAGGCUCUCUCAGAGGCAUGAAAAAGAGUUGCCCAAGGUGGACAUAUUUGUGUGCACUGCGGAUCCAGUGAUCGAGCCACCAGUGAUGGUGAUCAAUACUGUUCUAUCAGUAAUGGCAUAUGACUAUCCACAAGAGAAGCUAAGUGUGUAUCUUUCAGAUGAUGGUGGAUCAGAUCUUACCUUCUAUGCUCUCUUAGAAGCCUCUCACUUUGCUAAGCAUUGGCUACCGUAUUGCAAGAAAUUCAAGGUGGAGCCAAGGUCACCAGCUGAAUAUUUCAACUCAAGUGAUGACCCCCUUGAUGCUAAUCAGUCCAAAGAGUUGGUGUUUAUAAAGAAAUUAUAUGACGAAAUGGAGAAUCGAAUCAAAAAUGCAGCCAAGCUAGCUCGAAUCCCAGAAGAAUUACGCUCUAAACACACAGGAUUUUCUCAAUGGGAUUCAUAUUCUUCUCAACGAGACCAUGACACAAUUCUUCAAAUAUUAAUUGAUGGGAGAGACCCCAAUGCCAAAGAUAAAGAUGGGUUUGUGUUGCCAACUCUGGUUUAUUUGGCUCGCGAGAAGAGACCCCAACAUCACCACAACUUCAAAGCUGGAGCAAUGAAUGCAUUGAUAAGAGUGUCGUCAGAGAUUAGCAAUGGACCAAUCAUUCUUAAUGUGGACUGUGAUAUGUACUCAAACAAUUCACAUUCUGUACAAGAUGCACUAUGCUUUUUCAUGGAUGAAGAGAAGGGCCAUGAGAUUGCUUUUGUGCAGUUUCCCCAGAGUUUUAAGAAUGUUACUAGGAAUGAAAUAUAUGAUGCUUCAAUGAGAGUAAUAAGAGAGGUGGAAUUCCAUGGUUUAGAUGGUUGUGGAGGCCCUUUAUAUGUUGGAACUGGAUGCUUUCACAGAAGAGACACUCUAUGUGGGAGGAAGUUCAGUAAGGAAUAUAAGACUGACUGGAGUAGUUUGAAUGACAUAAGGAGAAAAGACAGUGUUCAUGAAUUAGAAAAAAAUUUGAAGGGACUUGCAAGCUCUACCUAUGACAAAAACACUCAAUGGGGAAAAGAGAUGGGCUUGCUAUAUGGAUGUCCAGUAGAAGAUGUCAUAACCGGGUUAUCAAUCCAAUGUCGGGGGUGGAAAUCAGUCUACUUUAAUCCAUCAAGAACGGCUUUCUUAGGAAUAGCCGCAACUACACUCCCUGAUGCACUUUUGCAGCAUAAGAGAUGGUCUGAAGGCGAUCUCCAGAUUUUGUUUUCUAGGUACAGUCCUGCAUGGUAUGCACAUGGAAAGAUUAGCUUGGCCCUUCAAAUGGGAUAUUGCGUCUAUUGUCUUUGGGCUCCUAAUUGCUUGGCAACACUAUAUUACACUGUUAUCCCUUCACUUUAUCUCCUCAAAGGAAUUUCCUUGUUUCCACAGAUCUCAAGCCCAUGGUUCAUACCAUUUGCAUAUGUGAUAUCUGCUAAAAACAUUUGUGCCUUAGCCGAGUUUCUGUGGUGUGGGGGUACAAUCAUAGGUUGGUGGAAUAACCAAAGAAUGUGGCUUUACAAGAGAACAAGUUCCUAUCUCUUUGCCUUUAUGGACACCAUUUUAAAGUUACUAGGCUUUGCUGAAUCAGGAUUUGUAAUCUCAACCAAGAUAGCUGACCAAGAUGUGUCCCAAAGAUAUGAGAAAGAAAUAAUGGAGUUUGGAACUUCCACUCCAAUGUUCACAAUAUUAUCAACACUUGCAAUGAUAAAUUUAGUAUGCUUCGUUGGGGUGUUGAAAGAAGCAUUGAUGGGUAAAGGAAUCAUAAGAGUUUAUGAGACAAUGAGUUUGCAAUUUGUUCUAUGUGGAAUUUUGGUUCUCAUCAACUUUCCUUUGUACCAGGCCCUUUUCCUGAGGAAGGACAAGGGUAAGCUGCCAAGCUCCUUAGCAGGCAAAUCAAUUGUAUUAGCUCUAUUGGCUUGUAUCAGUUUUACAUUAUUGUACUAAUCUUCUCAGUUUCAUAUGUGAAAUAAGGGCUAUUUGGCCGUGAGUGUGUCAUGUUCUGAUUAGAACAGAGCACACAUUUAUAUAUUGAUGAUUUGAUGUAAAUUUACAUGUAUGGUUUUAGUUUUACACGUGGAGAAUAAUUCAAAAAUAUGUACAAGUCAAACCUGAUAUUUAUAGAGGUACAAUUUUUGCA
Messenger RNA from Quercus robur (English oak), 2461 nucleotides. Its product is annotated as cellulose synthase-like protein E1. The record is from RefSeq and is a predicted model, not a curated record. Gene Ontology annotation, biological process: plant-type primary cell wall biogenesis; cellulose biosynthetic process. The transcript is spliced from 8 exons. Bases 64 to 2268 code for a protein of 734 amino acids. Lineage: Eukaryota; Viridiplantae; Streptophyta; Magnoliopsida; Fagales; Fagaceae. Gene Ontology annotation, cellular component: plasma membrane; trans-Golgi network. Gene Ontology annotation, molecular function: cellulose synthase (UDP-forming) activity; mannan synthase activity.